UAAUUAAAAAGAACUGUAACUUAAGGGCUGCACCAACUUAUGGUGCUUGUGUUUUGGUGAUGAGUUCCCAGAAAGGCAACGUGACUCAGUCCCGGCCUCAGAAGCACCAGAAUACAUUCACCUUCAAAAAUGACAAGUUUGAUAAGAGUGUUCAGACCAAGAAAAUUAAUGCAAAACUUCAUGAUGGAGUAUGUCAGCGUUGCAAAGAAGUUCUUGAAUGGCGUGUAAAAUACAGCAAAUACAAACCACUGUCAAAGCCUAAGAAAUGUGUUAAAUGUUUACAGAAGACAGUAAAGGACUCUUACCACAUAAUGUGUAGACCAUGUGCCUGCAAACUUGAAGUUUGUGCAAAAUGUGGAAAGGAAGAAGAAAUUGUUAUUCCGUUUAAUAAAGAACCAGAACCUUCAGAAAAUACUGAAAGUGAAGGUUCCAACCAUAGAAGAAGCUGCAAACGGAAGGAAGACAGUGAUGAGGACUUAGAUGCUGAGUCUGACUCAGAGGGCGAGGACGAGGACACUCAGGCCUGACCGCAGCUCAGGUGCAGAGGGCGUCGGCAAAGGCUGUUCCAGUAGGCAGAACUGGCUCAGGAGCAACGUCAGUCACUUACAACAUUUGAGUAUCAGGUUUUCACAGUAACACAAGCUGCAUAUGCAGAAUAUGUGUGGGCACACCAUGGCAUGUCGUAUAAAACCUAUAGAAAUUGUUUAGAAAAACAUAUUACCUAAUGUGUUAAGAAUUGGUGGUUGUAUCAGAACUCUCUCAUGGAAAACUAAGAUGACUAGCUCAGAGGACACUUCUGGAGCCUGACCUCGGUGUAUGACUUCUUUAGCAAAAGUCCCCUUAAAUCUUACCAAGCAAACCGUUACACACACACACACACACACACACACACACACACACACACACACACACACAUAAUCUUAUGUAAUGAUUUUCCUUCAAAAAUGUUUUUAUAUACUUCAUCCCAUUUUUUUUAACCUUUUCCAGGUUUGGAAAUAUAUUUUUAGAAAAAUGCAUAGACUGUAUAGUUACUAUCUAGAAAGGAACAUCCAGCAUUCAUACUGGAGUGGAGACACUCGCAGUCUCAGAAGCCCCUGUGAAGUUCUUCCCCAUCCGCUUAUCCUUCCCAGACUCCAUCAUCCUGAGUUGUCACUUUACUGUCAGGCUUUCACUGUAAUCAGUGUCAGUUAGCUUCAUGUGAUUGUUGAAGUCUGAGCCCGUGUGUGUAAAACCCCAAAGCUACAGGAAGUGGCUCUCUUUAACUAGAUUCUGAAUUUUAAUGUUUUACUGUGUUUUCUUUGUGCCUUAAGUUCUACUAAUGUAUGUAUGAUUCAUAUGUACAUGUAUGUGGGUGUAUAUAUUUGCUGAACCAUUGAAAUAAAUGGGAAGCCGUGAAAAAAAAUAAUUAAAAAGAAAA
This is a messenger RNA of Rattus norvegicus (Norway rat), 1417 nucleotides long. The record is from RefSeq and is a predicted model, not a curated record. NCBI's taxonomy places the organism in Eukaryota, Metazoa, Chordata, Mammalia, Rodentia, Muridae.